AUGGCACACCCACGAUCGCUACUAGCUCCUCUGAGCAGACUCACUAUAUCAUCCAUUGUCGCCUCGAGAUCAGAAGUCCCGCGCUUCGCUUCAAUACCGCAUCAGACGAUACGAUGCGCAACCACAAAAGCCCAACCCAAGAAAAAGAAGAAGGCGCGGAACACGUUCUUGCAACAUGACUUGAAGAAGGCAGAGAAAUUCUCGCUUAUAGAUGCAAUGCAAUAUAUCCGCGCCUUUGAAGUAGGCCGCAACCCGUCUUCCUCCAAAUACGAACUACAUGUACGCCUACGCACACUCAAAAACGGACCCGUCAUACGAAACCGAUUACGACUCCCGCACCCUGUCAAGACUGAUAUACGAAUCUGUGCCAUCGCCGCCCCCGACUCGAAACCCGCUGCUGAAGCACGAGCAGCUGGUGCUACGCUUGUAGGCGAGGACGAGGUUUUCAACCAGAUUAAAGAGGGGAAGAUCGAUUUCGAGCGGUGCAUCUGCCACAUUGAUAGUCUGCAGAAGAUGAACAAGGCGGGGUUGGGAAGGCUGCUAGGUCCCAAAGGCUUGAUGCCGAGCACAAAAGCAGGAACGGUCGUUACGAACGUGGGCGUCACUGUCCGAAAUAUGACUGGUGGUAGCGAGUACAGAGAACGUCUGGGUGUGAUUCGUAUGGCAGUUGGACAACUGGGAUUCACGCCAGAAGAGAUGCAGAACAAUAUCAAGGGAUUCAUGGAUGCGAUAAAGAAGGAAAUGGCGCAAAUGAGCGAUCGUAUCACCAAGGAGAUUCACGAGGUGGUGCUUAGCUCGACGAACGCACCCGGUUUCACAUUGAGCGGGGACUUUAAAGGACCGGACUCCAUAUCACCAAAGGAGUUGAGUGGGCCUUUGUAA
This is a messenger RNA of Alternaria incomplexa, 882 nucleotides long. RefSeq lists its product as uncharacterized. The record is from RefSeq and is a predicted model, not a curated record. The transcript is spliced from 2 exons. The coding region runs from base 1 to 882 and encodes 293 amino acids. NCBI's taxonomy places the organism in Eukaryota, Fungi, Ascomycota, Dothideomycetes, Pleosporales, Pleosporaceae.